AUGGAAAACAUUCAUCAAGGGCAAGAAGUUCGGGAGGAAAUCAAAAAAAUAGUCAAAACCUACCGGCUGGCUUUUCCUUGCCCUCAUUGCCAGGAAGAAAUUAAUGAUACUCAUUUUAGCAAAGAGGCUGCGAUUUUUCAAUUUAUUAACGAAAGAGUUCAGGAAAUAGUAGAAGAACAAUUUGCUUCCCGCAAUCGAGUUUAUCGGCAAAAAUGGCUAAAAGAAAUAGAGCAAAACCGGCUUUACGAAGGAUUUUCGGUAUUUAAAGAGUUACGAAAAAAUCUUGAAAAUCUCCAAAAUCAGGUAACCAAGUUACAAUCUUCGGAGUAUAUUGAAAAUCUUGAUCGGGUGCGAAAAUUAAAUGAGGAGUUAACUAAACGUCAAAAAGAAAACGAAGAAUUACGGGAAAAAAAUCAAACUCUCCUGCUCGGGCAAAAAAAGCCCGGGCAAAAAAAAGGCGAGGAAUUCGAAAAAUGGUUUUUGGAAGAAUUACAAAAAGUCUUUGACGACCGUGAUAACAUUAGUGAUAUUAGUAAGGGUCAGAGUGGCACUGGCAAAAGAGCCGAUUUUAUGCAAGAAGUAUUUACCGACCAAGAACCAAAAAAAUUAGCCGGGCGAAUUAUUUACGAAACGAAAAAUACUGAAAAAUGA
This is a messenger RNA of Racocetra persica, 651 nucleotides long. The record is from the annotation of a GenBank genome assembly. Lineage: Eukaryota; Fungi; Glomeromycota; Glomeromycetes; Diversisporales; Gigasporaceae.